AUGGGAUCUUCUUUAACUACAUUAAAUGCAACUGAUGAAAGUAAAACGGGUGUAAACAAAAAGAAAAUAUGUUGCGUAUGCUUAGAUACAAAAAAAUUAAGAGAUGAAUGUAUUGUUAAAUUAGGAGAAAAAAAAUGCAAGAAAUUUAUUGAUGAUCAUAAUCAAUGCUUACGAAAUGAAGGAUUUUAUACUCCCUAUAAAAAUGCUAUCAAUUAUUUAUUUUAUUCUGUAUAUUUAAAAAAAAAAAAAAAAAAAAAAAAAAAAUAG
Molecule: messenger RNA, 267 nt
Organism: Plasmodium vinckei vinckei
Lineage: Eukaryota; Apicomplexa; Aconoidasida; Haemosporida; Plasmodiidae
Product: cytochrome c oxidase copper chaperone, putative
Exons: 2
Coding region: 1-267 (88 amino acids)
Cellular component (GO): mitochondrial intermembrane space
Molecular function (GO): copper chaperone activity; copper ion binding
Source: RefSeq, a predicted model, not a curated record